UUGGUUGGUGUUAUUUGGGGUGUGGGUGAGGGUCCCAGUCCUCACCGAGUGAGACUCGCCUGCCCCCGACCCUGUCCUCUGCUCUCCAGCAUGGUGUGUCUGCGCUUCCCCCGCGGCUCCUGGGCGGCGGCUCUGCCGGCGACACUGAUGGUGCUGAGCCCUCUCCUGACUUGGGCCGGGGACGCUCCAGCACAUUUCCUGGAGCAGCUUAAAUACGAGUGUCAUUUCACCAACGGGACGCAGCGCGUGCGGCUCCUGGAGAGAUACAUCUACAACCAGGAGGAGUUCCUGCGCUACGACAGCGACGUGGGCAAGUACCUGGCGGUGACCGAGCUGGGGCGGCGGGACGCCGAGAACUGGAACGGGCAGGAGGACGUCCUGGAGCAGAGGCGGGCCGAGCUGGACACGUACUGCAGACACAACUACGGGGUGUCGGAGGGAUUCCUGGUGCAUCGGCAAGCUGAGCCCACGGUGACCGUGUAUCCUGCAAGGACCCAGCGCCUGCAGCACCACAACCUGCUGGUCUGCUCCGUGAGCGGUUUCUACCCAGGCAGCAUCGAAGUCCGCUGGCUGCGGGACGGCCGGGAGGAGGAGGCGGGGGUCGUCUCCACCGGCCUGAUCCGGAAUGGAGACUGGACCUUCCAGACCCUGGUGAUGCUGGAAACCGUCCCCCAGAGUGGAGAGGUCUACACCUGCCACGUGCGGCACCCCAGCCUGACGAGCCCUGUCGCCGUGGAAUGGAGGCCACAGUCUGACUCUGCGCGGAACAAGAUGCUGAGUGGAGUCGGGGGCUUCGUGCUGGGGCUGCUCUUCCUGGGGGCCGGGCUGCUCGUCCACUUCAGGAGCCAGAAGGCACACUCUGGACUUCAGCCAACAGGACUCCUGAGCUGAGUGACCAGGGGACGCUCCAGGUGGCCUCUGUCCUGCUCCUCCCACACCUUCCAGCAUGAAAAGGCUCCCUGCCGGGCUCUUAUUCUACAGAGAGGGCUCCGGGGCUCUGGUCCGUCCUGGUUCCCGACCCUGCAGAAAGGCCUCCCCGCUGCUCCCUCAGCUGCCCUGGACCUGGGACCCCCAGUGUUGACUGCAGACCCCGAUCUCCCACCCGAGUCCCACCCUCACUGCUGUGCCCCUGAACUCCCCUCUGCCCACAUUUCUCCGUAGUUUCCCUAAUUAAAUACGGA
Molossus molossus (Pallas's mastiff bat) is the source of this 1181-nucleotide messenger RNA. RefSeq names its product H-2 class II histocompatibility antigen, E-S beta chain. The transcript is spliced from 6 exons. Gene Ontology annotation, cellular component: MHC class II protein complex; lysosomal membrane; late endosome membrane. Gene Ontology annotation, molecular function: MHC class II protein complex binding. The record is from RefSeq and is a predicted model, not a curated record. NCBI's taxonomy places the organism in Eukaryota, Metazoa, Chordata, Mammalia, Chiroptera, Molossidae. Gene Ontology annotation, biological process: peptide antigen assembly with MHC class II protein complex; immune response; immunoglobulin production involved in immunoglobulin-mediated immune response. The coding region runs from base 91 to 891 and encodes 266 amino acids.